Drosophila miranda is the source of this 3557-nucleotide messenger RNA. RefSeq names its product solute carrier family 22 member 6. The record is from RefSeq and is a predicted model, not a curated record. The coding region runs from base 121 to 1791 and encodes 556 amino acids. NCBI's taxonomy places the organism in Eukaryota, Metazoa, Arthropoda, Insecta, Diptera, Drosophilidae. Gene Ontology annotation, biological process: transmembrane transport. Gene Ontology annotation, molecular function: transmembrane transporter activity. Gene Ontology annotation, cellular component: membrane. The transcript has 5 exons.
UUGCGCACUCUUUAGCGGCGUUUCGGCUCAGUCGUUUCUCGUUUCGUGUCGUUUCGCAUCGGUUUAGAUCAGCUGAGGCUUAGUCUUAAUAGAAUCUCAGCAGGAGAACGACUUGUCAUCAUGGACUUUGACAAGAUCUUGGAGAAGUGCGGAAAUGCGGGUCGCUAUCAGUACCUCAUGAUACUGCUGCUCGGGUAUAUCGCCUUCACCACGACCGUCCACUACUACUCACAGAACAUCAUCGGGUUUGUGCCCCAGCAUUGGUGCUACCACGAUCAGCUGGCGGACCUCAGCUUCGAGGAGAUCGCAGCCAUCUAUGCGCCCUUUGGCAAAGACGCCUCCUGCACCCGCCUGGAGAAGAUCGAGGGCAACAAUCUGACGGUCAGUUCGGAGGCCUGCCAGCGCUGGAUCUACAACUACGACUAUGGAUUCAGGAGCAUGAAUGCCGAGCUCAACUGGGUCUGCGAUGACGCCUACAAGGCACGCAUCGGCCAGUCGCUGUUCUUCCUGGGCUCCCUGAUGGGCACCUUCACCUUUGGCAUGCUGGGCGACAGGAUUGGGCGAGUGCGAGCCGUGAUCCUGGCCAACCAGUGCGGUUUCGUGGGCGACUUCCUUACCACCUACGCGACGAAUCUGGUGCAGUUUGCCAGCUUUCGCUGCAUUUCGGGUCUGGCCGCCACAGCCAAUUAUUAUCUGAUGUUUAUUCUGGUUCUGGAAUACUUGGCCCCCAAGCUAAGAAAUUUGGCUAUUAGCGGAACCCUGGGUAUUUGCUUCUGCUUGGGGGCCCUGGUGGCACCCUGGCUAUCGGUGCUGGCCGGCAACUGGCGCAUCUACUUGACCUGCUCGGCCCUGCUGCAGCUGGUGGUGGCCCUGUUCUACUUUGUGGUGCAGGAGAGCGCCCAGUGGCUGAUCACGCGGACCAACGUGGAGGGCGCCAUUGCCCGGCUGAAGCACAUUGCCCACUUCAAUGGCCGCCAAGUGGCGGCUGCGGACUUCGAGGCAUUCCGCAGAAACUGCAUAGCCAAGAGGAAGCUAUCGAAUCAGCCGGAACAGACGGCUGGGAUCAUUGACCUGAUGCGAACACCGAAUCUGCGCAAGAUCUCCUUGCUGGUGGUACUGAUUUUCAUGCUGACUUCCUUGAGCUUCAAUACCAUUUCGCGGAAUGUCGAGGGCUUGGGUAUGUCGCCCUUUGUGGUCUUCUCGCUGUUUGCUUUGGUCGUCCCGCCAUCGGGCUUCAUCCAGGGUCUGCUGCAGAGCCGAGUGGGUCGCAAGGCCACCGCCUUCCUGGCCAUGCUCUGCACGGGGCUGCUGUCCUGCGCCCUGGGCGUGGCCCUGUCCACGGAGGGAGCCCAGAGCAGUGUGACGCUGCUGCUGUCCUUUGCCCUGCCCAUGCGGCUGGGCAUCUCCUUGUGCUACACAGUCACCUCCCAGUACGCCUCCGAGCUGCUGCCCACCUGUGUCCGAUCGCGGGGCAUUGCCGCAGUGCAUCUGGCGGCGGCGGGUGCCUCCUUUCUGUCGCCCUAUCUCAUACAUUUGGGCACAAAACUGGCAGCGGCCACGUCCCUGAUCCUGGCCCUGCUACUGCUGACUGCCUCCUUCUGCACCCUCAUGCUGCCGGAGACCAACAACAGACAACUUCCCAUCACCUUGGCCGAUGGCGAGGCCUUUGGCAAGGGCGAGUCCAUGCUCUCCUUUGAUUGCUGGCGGCCCCACGAUGACGACGUGGCCAAGCAGCCCGCCGAAGAGCUGAAGCUCCACCGGAUCAACGGCCAAACGGAGGCAGAAGUCUAGUCCACCCAUAGGUAUUAGAAAUAAGACACAAAACGAUUGUCAGUAGAUGUGAAUUUUGCUUUAUUUGAUUGAUUCAUUGCGGUUCACAAUUUCUAACACAAUUUUUACUUGGAGCGAGAGUCCGUAUGGGGCGUAUUGAGCCAAUUUCUUGAGCUCGUUAUUAUUAUUAAUUUUCGGGGAAUCGUGUAUCGUGUGGGUAUUUUUUGUUGUUGUUGUCGCAUGUUUUAAGUACUUACUUGUAAGUAAAAGGUUCAUAAGUAUCUUGUAUCUUGUAAAUGGUUAUGUAAACUCUUGUAAUUAUGCAACGCUUAAAUGCCAUAAACAUAACGGCUUUGUGUCUGUCUGUCUGUGUUCUUAGGGCCAUAGAAAGUCUUACCAAUUGCCUGGAAAAUCAGCAAACCGAUAGGUAUUCUCUGUGCACAGAAAUAUCUGCUUAAAUCUAAGACAGUCGCUCGAUAUUAAGAUUGGUUUUAGAUUGGAUUAGUAUAGCUUUCCAAUUGCUUCGAAAGACAUCAAUCAGUUUGAGGUAGAACUCAGGAAAUCUAUAGUAUAUAUAAUCGUAGUAUUGGUUAAAUUAUAGACUAUUGCAUUGUAAAAAGAUUGUUCUUAGGGCAGUACUUAGGAUAGAUCAGGUUGAGCUGUUAAACAGAACAUAGAUAUAGUACGGGUUGGCUACUUAAUAGGAAGGAAACCGUUCCAACGUUCAUCAGUAUCUAUGUGUGUGUGUGUGUCUGUGUGUGUGUACUCGCUAAAAAAAGUUCUCUACUUUAACGCAACAUGUAUAUUUUUUGGGGGCGUGGCUCAUCGGCCAAUACGGGAGGAGUGGGGGGGGUCUAUAUGCACAAUCGAUAUACUCAUAUUUGAUAAUCUUUUUUCUGAUUUUCUGAGCAAUUCCGGCGAUUGCUAACAAAUACAAUGGGUACAUAAAUAUUUUUUGCUUGAUAUUUGUAUCUUUAUCUUUUGUAACUACACUUUUUUUGUGAACAUGCCCGGGCAUCACCAAGCGGAUGCCCCAGGCAGUGUCAAAAACGCCAUCAGAAAUGUCCUAAUAGCUAUCGUUUUAUCUUAAGAACAUUUUGUUUUUUGUUUUCUGUUUUUUAUCUGCAAUUUCUUAAGACUAUGGGGAAUGCGAUGGUGGUAAUCGCAUACGCAUUGCUUGUAUAAGUAAUGUAUCUCAGUAGAUGUGUAUAUGUAUAUGUAUAUAGUGGCGGAUAGGUCUGAAGACUGCAUUCCAUAUGUAUAUCGUAUAUGCCUGAUCAACACUAGGGUUCACAAUAGUUCAGUUGAAUCUGGAAAUGCACAUCCCAUCCAAUACGUUACACAGUAAAAAGGUAAAAAGAUUCUUUCUCGCGAUGCCACGACCCGAGAGUGUGUCCGCGGAGUGUCCAGAGACGAGAGUGUAUUCUACGAGUAUAUGUAUAUGUCUAUGUAUAUGUAUAUGUUUCUGUAUCUGUAUAGCACCAUCUCAGAGAGUAAGUGGGUAAGUAAAGGUCGAGUACUAGUAUCCAUUGUUAAAACACAAUUUCAUAUCCAUUCCUCAUAUUCCAUUCCUAGGAUAGCAGCUCGUUUAGGUGGUAAGAAGUAAGUAAUAUAGUUUAUAGUAUAUAGAUAUAGUAGAAAAAUAUACUCGUACAUUUAGUAAACAUUGAAACAUUUUGGAGACGAGAGAAUAAACUAUAUAUCUACAUUUUUGUGUGUGUGUGUGUGUGUGGGUGUGUGGGUGUGAUUGGGAUCUCAACAAAUUUAUGGCUAGAUUAGAGAACCAA